AUGGGCACCGAGGAGGAGGAAGUGCACCAGGGACCCGUCCCUCUCUCCUACACGGUUACCACUGUCACGACGCAAGGCUUCCCCAUCCACGCCGGCCAGCACAUCCCUGGGUGCAGCACCCAGCAGCUCCCAGCAUGCUCAGUGAUGUUCAGUGGACAGCACUACCCGCUCUGCUGCCUCCCGCCCCCGCUGAUCCAGGCAUGCGCCAUGCAACAGCUCCCCGUCUCCUACCAGACGUUCCCCCCCAUCAUCUCCAGCGACCAUUACAUCCUGCACCCCCCACCACCACCACCUCUGGCAACCCUGCUGGGCCAGGAUGAGCCCCAGCUGCACCCUGCCUUCCCCCAGCAGCCGCACAUCCCUGUAGAUGAGCCCCGCGCCUACGCUCUCCCCAGCACGCCGCCACGAAUGCUUCACCCGGCCGCUCACCCGCCCCACCAGAACCCAUUCAUGGUGGAUCUGCAUGACCAGGGUCUGUUGGAGGCCUUGGGGAGGGAGCAGGGGUGCAGCCAUGCCCAUGGUGGGUGUCUGACUCCCGUUUUUCUCUCUCUCCCCCCACAGCUGAUCCAGGCAUGCGCCAUGCAACAGCUCCCCGUCUCCUACCAGACGUUCCCCCCCAUCAUCUCCAGCGACCAUUACAUCCUGCACCCCCCACCCCCACCAGUGCCCCCCCACCAGCCACCCCACAUGGCCCCCCUGGGGCAGUUUGUACCUCUCCAAGCCCAGCACCCGCGCAUGCCUCUGCAGAGGAUAGACAAUCGGCUGGGGGAGGCCAAGCCGCGGGGACUCACCAAAGCAGACAUCGAGCACCUCCCGUCCUACCGCUUCAACCCUGAGAGCCACCAGUCCGAGCAGACCCUGUGUGUCGUGUGCUUCAGCGACUUCGAGGCCCGGCAGCUUCUCCGUGUCCUGCCCUGCAACCACGAGUUCCACGCCAAGUGUGUCGACAAAUGGUUAAAGGCAAACCGCACGUGCCCUAUCUGCCGGGCAGACGCGUCGGAGGUGCAGCGGGAGGCGGACUGAGGCUGGCGGGCGCUGUGCCGCGCAAUUCGCUAGAGGACGAGGACGCCGGGCCAGGGGCGGGGGCCGCUGCCCGCUGCUAGGGCCUGACC
This is a messenger RNA of Pygoscelis adeliae (Adelie penguin), 1112 nucleotides long. It is a transcript of the gene RNF44, whose product is annotated as ring finger protein 44. The record is from RefSeq and is a predicted model, not a curated record. NCBI's taxonomy places the organism in Eukaryota, Metazoa, Chordata, Aves, Sphenisciformes, Spheniscidae. The transcript is spliced from 9 exons. The coding region runs from base 1 to 1023 and encodes 340 amino acids.